Molecule: messenger RNA, 4023 nt
Organism: Saccostrea echinata
Lineage: Eukaryota; Metazoa; Mollusca; Bivalvia; Ostreida; Ostreidae
Product: solute carrier family 25 member 44-like
Exons: 5
Coding region: 216-1193 (325 amino acids)
Biological process (GO): branched-chain amino acid catabolic process
Cellular component (GO): mitochondrion
Molecular function (GO): branched-chain amino acid transmembrane transporter activity
Source: RefSeq, a predicted model, not a curated record
GCCCACCGGAAGGUCGAUAAUAGUUAUAUAAGAUUUGUUGUAGUACUUGAUUUUGGAUGGGACUGUUUUAUAAAGAAUUAAAAAUAUGUAAUUUGGAAAGGUGCAACAUGCAUUGGACAGUGACAUUAAGUAACAAAGCAAUGAUGCAUUAUUUUAAUUUUCCACGAUAACAUUACACACUUCUGCCGAGUUUUAUAUCAGGAAAGGUCAGCAACAUGAUAUCUGAAACAGGAAAGCCUUCUGUGAAUACAACAGUCCCUCAUCCUAACAUUAUAGAAAUGCACAUGCUAGAUCUGUACAAGUUCUUUCCAACUAUGACUUUUUCGUCUUGUGCCAUGAGAGUGUUCUACUACCCAUUUACAAAGGUCACAAUUCUCCAACAGCAACAGAAAGAGAAAGAGAAACUUUAUAAGAAUAUAACUGAUGCCUUUGCCAAGAUUUAUCGGAGACAGGGAGUUAAUGGACUUUUUAGGGGAGUGACAUUUCGAGCAUUUGGACAGACCCUGUCCUCUCUAACGUAUGUUAGUACUUAUGAAGUUGUACGAGAACUGACUUCACACCCGUUUAUAGCAGGAUUUACUGCCUCAUGCACAGCCUCUUUCAUAAACUGUCCAUUUGAUGUGGUAAACCAGUAUGUGAUUCUGUUAUCAAAGCAGGCUAGUAGUCAACAAGAAGUCCAAAUUCUUAAAAGCCUCCAGCCUUUGCGGUACCCCAAAGAAAUUAGACAUGGAGGACGUUGGAUAUUAGAGAGUUCAGUUAUUAAAGAUGUGGGAAAUCGACAUGGACUUAAGGGCUUUUGGAGAGCUCUGCCAUUGCUGAUGAUUAACAAUGGACUUCAUAGUGCCUUGUGGUGGUCCUCCUUUGAAUUUGUGUCAGGUAUUCUGGCCAAUAUGUAUCCUGAGAAAUCUAGAGUGCUGAGGAAUACUGCCAGUGGUGUUAUAUCAGGAUUCGGAGUAGCGAUAAUAACAAAUGGUCUCUCCAUCACAACCACAAGAGCACAGGUUAGCCAGACAAGUAUACAGGUAGCUGCCAUGAAUCUCUACAGAGACGAAGGGCUUUUGACAUUUCUUACCAAGGGGCUGCGUCCCAGGCUCAUACAGAACAUUUUAUUUUCAUUCCUCGCUACACUUGUAUAUGAUUCUGUAAAACAGUUCUCUUUAAAAGAAGAAUACAAAUCCCAGGUCACAUGGUGAAGAACAUUCAGCUGUAGGCAAUUUCUAGUAUAGAAUACAGGGAACCUAAACUAUUUCUACAGGUACAGUGUAAAUGAACAUGUAUAAUUUUUAAAAUUAUUUCUAUUUAUCUGUAUUUUUACCAAAUUAGGAACUGUGAUUCUGUGAAAUGAUUUUAUUGCAUAAGUAUUUUAUUUUUAAUGUCCCAUAUUAAGCAAUAGUUUGAGGAAUGGGUUGUCACAAAAAGGGAAUCCAAACAGUGGCUCAGGCAUGAGUUUAUUGAUAGUAUACUAGUCAUUAAGAUAAAUAUUUGUACUAAACAUGCACACUAGUAUUUCUUUUAUAACUUGUGUCACCUUGCCCAGAGGGUAGUUUUAAAGAAAAGAUUAAAAUAAUGGUUUUAGGUGGUACAUUAUCUUUAAAAAAUUGUUUGGUUGCACCUCUCCCGACCGACUGGCUAAAAAUGGCCCAACUCAAACUUUAUUUUAUCCUUAAGGAAGCAAUUAUUUUUAGCUCUUCUGAGCCAAAGGCUCAAAGAGCUAAUGCUAUGGCCAUUUGUGCAGUGUGCGUAAACUUUUUAGAAUAUGGGCCAUAACUCAAGAACGCUUUGGCCAAUUAUUGUCAAAUUUGUCACUGGGUAUCCUUGGCCCAAGGGCUCUGGUUUAUACUAAAACUUGGGUUGUGACCCUUAAACAAGGGGAGAUAAUUAGGAAAAUAGAAACAAAAGUACUGGUUGCUGAAAAAUCUUCUCAAGAACCACUGGGCAGAUUAUCACCAAACUUACACAAAAGGAUGAGGAUACAUGUAUGUUGUAGAUUAAAAUUUGCACGGGGAUUUAGCCUGGGGCAAAGGGCGUUGUCUCAAGGUCAGUUCAAAGUUGACCAAAAAUUACAUUUUAUUAAAAUGUUGAUAUUUUGCUUAAUAUAAGGACUAGGAUCAUCAAAUCUUGUCAGUUGAUGCAUCUAAGGACCUCAUAUCACGUUGACUCAAAAGUAGGUCACGGUGACCUACUUCGUAAAUUUUGCGGCCAUUCUUUUUAAAAUGAUUUAGAGGCAUAUUUUGAACAAUUUAAGGCCUAUGAUCAUCAAACUUUAUCAGUUGAUGUAUCUUGGGUCUUCAAAGUACGCCAACUAAAAAGUAGGUCACCUUGACCUACUUUUUGAAUUUUAUGGCUAAUAUUUUUCAAAACAAUUAAGAUCAUUAAUUCGAAUACUGAGAAGUUUAGAAUCAUUAAAUCUUGUAAGAUGAUGCAUCUUGGGGCGAUAAAACAUAUUUAUUAAAAAGUUGGUCACAGUGACCUACUUUUUGAACUUUGCAGGAAUUUGAUUUCAAAGCAUUUUAGAAGCAUAAUUUGGACAUUUUAAGGCCUAUGAUCAUAAAACUUUGUAAGGGGAUGCAUCUUGGGUCUUCAAAAAACGUCAACUGAAAAGUAGGUCACUGUGAACUACUUUUCAAUUUAUAUGGCUAUAAUUAAAUAUUUUGGGUACUAAUUGGCUUAGAAUCAUCAAACUUUGUCAGUUGAUGCAUCUUGGGUCAUCAAAGUAUGUCAUCUGAAAAGUAGGUCACUGUGACCUACUUUUGAAAUUUUAUGGUUAUAAUUUUAAAAAUAUUUUAGGUAUUAAUUGGCUUAGAAUCCUCAAACUUAGUUGAUGCAUCUUGGGUCCUCAGAGAAUGACAAGUGAUAAGUAGGUCACCAUGACCAUUACUUAGGUACUAAUUGGCUUUGAAUCAUCUUUGAUUCUCAGAGUGUUUCAUCUAAAAUGUAGGUCAUGAUGACCUACCUUUGGAAUUUCAAGGGUUUAUCUAAAUAUACUGGAUACUUAGAGGCUUCAAAUAGAAGUGAUAGGUUGUACAGUUUAUCAGAAGAGCGAUUCAAGGCCCUUGGGCCUCUUGUUUAUGCAUUCCAGAAAAAAGAUUUUGAAAAUUCCUCAUUGAUUUUGAAAAUUUCUUUGAAAAAAAAAAGUUCUCACCUACCUACUGACUCAAUUUUUCCAACCUGAGUCGGGAGAGGGCAAGCAAACAUUUUAAAGUUGGCCUACUAUAUAAGUGAAUGGCUAAUUAAUUCAAUACAUAAUUUCCUAUUGAUUUCAGAUCAAAGAUAGGUCAUAUUAUUUUGUUCUGUUCAUUCAUAUGUCUUCCUCUUCAUUGAUGUCUUUAACACUAGCCAUAAAUAUAAAUGCAAGUUCAAAGGUUGAAGAAAAAUCUCCACCAAAAAAAAAAUUGGCCACAGUUGUGAAAAUUGUGUUUCAUAUAAAAACAUCUCGUUUUAUUUUAUUUUUAAAUCAGAUUUUUGCUUUAUUCUUUUUAAAUCAGAUAUUUGGGUGUUUAAUGAAUUGUGAUUAAUCUGCUUUUAGAAAAUUUGUUCACAAUUUAAAGCAUGAACCUUGUUAAGGAUAAUGUGUCGAUACUGUUGGAAGAAGUUUUGAACAUAAAAAAAAGGAAGAUGUAUAAUUUGGCAUUAUUAACAUUUCCUUUUAUGUCACACUUGUUUGUCAAGACUUUUAACAGAGGAGACUAGAUAGGUGCUUAUGUUUUAUUUGAUAUGUAAAUUGUUUAGAGUUGAAUUAAUAUGGUUGUAUUAGGGAAAUGCACAUAUGAGCAAGCUAGUAAAUUAAAUAAUUUUUCAUAAAACUUGUUUUAACUGGAUUUCUAUAUGAUGGUUUUGCUGUGUACAAAUUGUUUAAAAGUAUUUAUUGAUUAAUAAGUGUACCUCUUAUGAUUUUGUUUUAGAAAUCAGAAAUUUUGAGGUAUGGCUAAUCUUUAUAUCAAAGAUAUUGUGAGUUUUAUUUUCUUCAUUGUAUUUUUAAUAAAUGAUUCCAUACUUCCAGAAAUAAAUACAGAAUAGCUUUGA